AUGGACUCGUGGCAUGGCCAAGGACAACAAACCAAACACAGCCCAAAGAUUCUCAAGCCCUCGCGACAGCGCUUCCUCCUCGAGACCCUCGCCGUCGGCUCCAAGGCUCAACCCACAAUCCUCCUCCGAUUCACAACAAGCUGCAUCUGCUCGCUCAUCAGCCGCGGGGGCCUUCCCGAUCUUACUCAGGGCAUCCCAUCCACGCUGGAGUAUGAGACCACCGGGGCGACAAACCGAUCGUCGCUCACUGCCGUCGAGGAUGAGGGUGCUGCCGCCGCCCCUGGAGGUGGUCGUGGGCGGGGAGAACUGCCUGCUUCGGCCUACAUUUCCUCCUCUGAGCGCCGUCGUCAGAAAUGGGCCAAUUGGAUGUUUGGUGGUAUGGCAGCCGUACUGGCCGGCAGCACCGUCUACCUAGGUAGGGACUGGGACGAGGAGGAAGAGAAGCAACACCCGGAUGUGCCCAAUGGCUGGGGGCUUGGCCUCUGGUGGAACCGCGCCUCAACGCGGACGAAGGAGGUCCUGACCUACUAUCACGAGCCGGCAUUUGAGAAGCUGCUUCCCGACCCCGACCCGAUGUUCGAGCGACCCUACACUCUGUGCAUCAGCCUCGAGGAUUUGCUCGUGCAUAGCGAAUGGUCGCGCGAGCACGGGUGGAGGGUCGCAAAGCGGCCCGGUGUCGAUUACUUCUUGCACUACCUAAGCCAGUACUACGAGUUGGUCCUGUUUACUACCGUGCCAUUCGCCAUUGCAGAGCCUCUCGUGCGCAAACUCGACCCUUUCCGCUUUAUUGUCUGGCCACUAUACCGAGAAGCAACCAAGUACAAGGAUGGUGAAAUUGUAAAGGACUUGUCCUACCUCAAUCGUGACCUCUCAAAAGUAAUCAUCAUCGAUACGAGCGCUGAGCACGUUCGUGCCCAACCGGAGAAUGCCAUCAUCCUGCCAAAGUGGACUGGCGAUGCCAAGGAUAAAGAGCUAGUGGGCCUCAUUCCCUUCCUCGAGUACAUCCACACAAUGCAGUAUGGCGACGUGCGGAAGGUCCUCAAGUCCUUCAACGGCAAACACAUUCCUACCGAAUUUGCGCGUCGUGAAGCCAUCGCACGAGCCGAGUUCAACAAGCAGCUUGAGGCGGAAAAGAAGAAACACCCACACAAGGGCCAAAGUGGUAUUGCUGCUUUGGGCAGCCUGUUAGGUCUUAAACCAAACUCCAUGAGUGUCAUGGCCAUGCCCGAUGGCGAGCAGAACCCUAGCGAGGCUUUCGCUCAAGGAAAGAUGCUUCAGGACAUUGCGCGGGAGAGAGGCCAAAGAAACUAUGAGCUGUUGGAGAAGGAAAUCCGGGAGAACGGAGAGAAGUGGCUGAAGGAAGAAGCCGCUAUGCAGGAGAAGGCCCAGCAAGAGGCCAUGGCCAGCAUGAAGAGCUCGUUCACCGGUUGGUUUGUGAGCUCUCAAGACGGCAACAAGCCCGAAGAGAAGAAGCCUUAA
Molecule: messenger RNA, 1479 nt
Organism: Phaeoacremonium minimum UCRPA7
Lineage: Eukaryota; Fungi; Ascomycota; Sordariomycetes; Togniniales; Togniniaceae
Product: putative mitochondrial import inner membrane translocase subunit tim-50 protein
Exons: 3
Coding region: 1-1479 (492 amino acids)
Molecular function (GO): phosphoprotein phosphatase activity
Source: RefSeq, a predicted model, not a curated record